Messenger RNA from Gryllus bimaculatus (two-spotted cricket), 4098 nucleotides. The record is from the annotation of a GenBank genome assembly. Lineage: Eukaryota; Metazoa; Arthropoda; Insecta; Orthoptera; Gryllidae.
UUGGCCUGGUAGAACGUGUAACCCAAGUGUAUUUCAAGAUGGCAGCUUGAAUGUCUUGUUGAAUGGUGUGCUAUUUGUCAGAUAUAACUUUGUGAAUUUAUAUGUGUGACCAGCCUUUGGAGUAUUUUAUAUAAUCUGUUUUUUGGGAUCAGAUGCGACAGUGUGGCAGUGCGUGAAACGUCAUGACGUAUCAUAUGUUCAUUUUCGUAUGUUGACUGACUGUCAGUGAAAAUAAAGUGCUGAAUGAAUAUGUUUGCAAGUUUGAAGAAUAAAAUUAAAGAAGAAACGGGUAGUGACCUAACCAAUCUUCCAAUUUUAGGUAAUCAGACACUAAAACUAGGUUCAGGACGAUUUAGGGGAAAACAUUCGCGACAAGGAUCAGGUUCAAGUAUUGGGAGUAUUUCUCUAGAAAGUGUUACCGAUGAACAUCCAUCAUCUCCUUUGUCUUUAAGCAAACAAGAUGUGUCUGAUGUGAAAUUUGAGGAAGGAAAAGUUUUAACUGCCAAAGAAAUUAAACGUCUUGAAAAAAGAGAAGAUGAGUGGAGAAAAAUUUUACAAAAGAAAGAGGAUGACUGGGCCAAAAAAAUGGAAAGGAAAGAAGAAGAAUUCAAGAAACGACUGGAUGACCAGCAGAAAGAGUGGAAGAGAUCUUUGGAAUUGCUGGAAAAAGAGAAGAAUGUUUUAGAAGAUGAGAAACGAGAAGUAGUGAAACAAAAAUUAAAUUUAGAAGAUGCUCUGAAGGUUGCAGAAGAAUAUAAGAAAAAGGUUUAUCAGUAUCAAGAAGACAUUGAUCAGUUAGAAGGCUUCCAAACGCAAGAAAUGGCUAAAAUCAAACAUCUGUUACUUGUUAAGGAGCAAGAAUUGGCAGAGAAAGAUGGCGUCUUAAAAGAGAAUUCUGAUCAAGUUGAAGCUUUGAAAGCUGAAGUCGGUAGAUUACAUAGAUAUGAAGAGGAGCUUAAUAAUGUGCAACGCGUGGCGGCGCUGCUGGGCGAGCGCGCGCUGCUCGAGCGCCGCCUCGAGGAGGCGCACCUGCACCUGGCCGACAUCAAGAGCUCGUGGAGCGACAAGAUCGCCUCGCUCGAGACGCAGGUGGGGCGGCUGUGCCGGCAGGCCGGCGAGGAGGGUGCGGAGCGGCGGCGCGCCGAGAGCGAGCGCGACGCGCUGCUGGAGCGCACGCGCGCGCUCGAGGUGCUGCUGGAGCGCGCCAAGAGCGCGGCGCGCCGCCAGGACGAGCAGCUGGCCGACGCCCGCGCGCGCGCCGACGCGCUCGCCGCCGACCUCCAAGAGCUGCAGCUCGCCACCGGCCAGGAAAUCGUUGACCUGGGCGAGCGAAUCGAAGCUUCAAAUAAUGAAAGAACAGAUUUACUGAAUCGUCUUGAAGAAGCAGAAAAAAGACUUAAAGAAAUUAGUGAAGAACAUAAAGUUAUUAGUAAUUCCUUACAAAGUGAGCAGACCAAAUCUUCUCAACUUGAUGAAGAACUGCGACAAGUACAAGUGGAAUUGCGUGGAGAACAAGCACGUUGUAUAGAAUUGCAAAAAUCACUUAGUCAUGAACGUCAAGACAAAGAUGCUAUCCUUUUGCGAAAUGCACAAGUUAGUCAAGAGGUGCAAUUGGCACAGCAAGCAGCACGUGAACAACAAAGAGAUCAGGCAGAGCUUUUAAAUCGAGUUACCAGUCUUGAAAACCAAUUAUCUGAGAAAAAUAAGGAAUCAGAGAGAUGGAAAUCAUUGAAUGAAAAUUUGUCUAGAAGAGUUCAGGAACUGGAAUUGGUAGAACAUAACAAGCAGGCUGCAGUAGAUUUGGAGCGAGAUCUCAGAAAGAACAUCUGUGACCUUGAGGAACAGCUGGCAGAAAAAAACAAAAGUAUAAAGGUUCUUCAACAACGUUUGGCAGACAUGAAAAAAACUCUUCAACGUGAACUUCGUGGACCAGGUGGUUCCUCUGAUUCUGGUCCACCUUCAGAUAUGUCUGAUGGUUUUUCAAAUUUUCUGGGAUCCAAUUCUGGAUCUGCAUCUCUGUCUAGCAAUAAUGUAACUCGAAGUGCACGAAGCCCAAAUUUGCAAGCUAUUUCUACUAAUCAUCUUCCAAAGGGUGAAGAAUCAGAUGAUAUUAACUUCAAAUAUCUUAAGCAUGUUCUCAUCAAAUUCCUAACCAGCAGAGAGUAUGAGGCACAACACCUUACAAGAGCUGUUGCCACAUUGCUUAAAUUCACCCCUGAAGAGGAACGAUUGUUACGAGAGACACUGGAAUGGAAAAUGUCCUGGUUUGGAACUCGACCGUCCCUGGGAAUUGGGCAAACCUCAAAAACAAUACCUCCUAGCUGAUAGUUUGUAUAAUUAGGUAGUCUCCUGUGACUGAAUACAUUUGUUCACCACCAUAUUUAUUUGUUCAAGGAUUGCUUUCUGGUGGCUAAUGAUAUGGCCACUAGUUAGCUGAAUUGAGGAGAUAAUCUUAUCAGUUUUAAUACUGAGAAGUUAUGAAUACUAUGAUCAUUUUUGUUUUUUCAUAUUUUAAACACAAUAUUGAAGAUCAUUAGUUGUGGCCACGUUUUAUAGCUGAUAUUCAAAUUCACAAAAUUUGUGAAUAUAAGAACUUUUGUAUAGACUGAGAACAGUAGUGUAUCUUUCAUUAUUAGAGGUUAUUUCAUUAGGUAACCGAUUUAGACCAAAAUUCUAAAAAUGUUUUUAGUUAUCACAUGUUUUGUUGGGAGGAGGAUUUCAUAUUUUUGAACGAAUAUUAAAUAACUAUUGUAAAAAAGGGAUAAAAUUGAUGAUCAUUUAUGUUGAUUUGUAUUCUGGCUUUUCAUCUUCCCCAUACCUUUGUGAUAGAAACAUUGUGUUCUGUUGAAUUUGUGUGACUGAUAAUUUUAUUGUUAAACUUGCAACUUGCAUUUGCAUCAAAUGGUUAUUGUAAGAGGCAUAUUUUUAAUCCAUUAUUCUGUAUAAAGAUUAAGAACAUUAUAUAUUUAUUUUUUGCCUACUCAAAACAACUUCAGUAAUUUUUGUUGAUAAUUUUGUAUGAUUACCUUUUACUCCAUAUUCAUAUUUAUUGAUAUCGAUUGAAACUUGUUUUCUAGGUUAGUAUUUAAAAAUUGCUUGCAAGAGUUCUUUAAAGAGUAUAUAAAAUAUAGAUGUAAAAAAUGAAGUAGGGUUUUGUUUGUGCUUUUCAAUUUUAAUGAUCUUUUUAAAGAUUGUUCUGACUGCUAUUCUGCUCAUAUUGCAAUGGUUUGCAAGUGGUGCCAAAGUUCUGUAAGCUUUCAUUAUUUCAGUAUAUUGUUUGAUAUCUGGGGUUUCAUGUCAUUGCAGAGAAAGGAUGUGUUCCAAAUAUCAUUUGCAUCCAACAUAAUUGUGUUGAGCAUCACAAAUUAAAAUAUCAGUGUACUUUGGAACAAAAAGUUUUGAUUGUACACCAUACCCUUGUAAUACUUUGUACAUACUUUUACAUUUCCCCUUUAGGGAGAAUAUUCUGUGAAUAUGUAUUGUAUUAUCAUGAAAAUUAAAAGAUCAUUUAACAAGAAAUCUAACUAUAGUAAAUGUAUUUCAUUGAUUUUAAUACUGUUUCUAGAAGCCAAGUUGAUUUUCUACAUCUUUGUAUUAAAUAAAAAGUACAACUUACAUUCAUACUUUUUUUCACAAGAUUUAAACUGGGAGCCAUCAGAAAAAACCACGCUUCAUCAAUUCCUCGAAAUAUUUUGACUGAUAGCCAGGAUCAAGAUGAACUUCAAAGCGAAUGUAUGGCGGUCCCUGGUGGUUUCUGAUGGAAGAGAGGAAUGGACUCCUCACACAUUUUUCUCUUUUGAAUGUAAAUUCCAAAUACAAUACUCGUUCAUGAAGGAAGGAAAAUGUAUGCUUUUUUUAUGCCAUAGUUAUCGGAAAUUCUUUCAUGGAGUUUAAAAGCGCACGCUUUUUAGGCGAUGCGAAAACUGGAAAAUCGCUUAGAGGAGGAAAUCUCAGCGUUUCCUUCUCUCGUGUAAUAAUGGACCGUAUGGCAUAGCGCUGCGGCGGCAAAGAAAAGACACUUUUUUUAAGUAGUUUAUGCGGCAUGAAAGGAGGAGAUCCUCCUGAAGAAUGCCAACUAUUAGAAUUAAAUAAAUAAAU